AUGAAGACGUUUCAGAUGAGCAAGCCUGAAAUAACACAUGCAAUAUUUGAUUUGGAUGGGACAUUGCUUGAUUCAGAAAUUAUAUAUAAACAAAUAUUUAUAAAAGUUAUGGCAAAAAUUGGGAAAGUGUUUACUGACGAUGUAUAUACUGCUGUAACUGGUCUUCCAAGGGUCCCAGCGAUGAAGAUUUUUCAUAAAAUGAUGGCUCUUGAUGGUACAAUGACUAUUGAUGAUCUGGGAAACGCGAUAGAUGUUGAGUGUCAAACAGAAUUGCCCAAAAGUCAGUUGAUGCCUGGUGUUCUCCGGAUAAUACGACAUUUGGCAUCGUGUAAAAUUCCAAUGGCUAUCUGCUCAGGCUCUCAACGUUGGGAAUGCAAUCUAAAGCUGCAGAAUCACAAAGAGGUUACGGACGUCAUGGCAAGCGUUGUAGCUAAUGACGAUCCUGAUAUCCACGAAGGUAAGCCAGCUCCUGAUGCUUUUCUGGUGACAAUGAAACGGUUUCCGUUGCCUCCAAAAUCACCUCAAAAUGUGUUGGUAUUUGAAGAUUCACCAAACGGUGUUCGUGCUGCUGUCGCAGCGGGCAUGCAUGUGGUGAUGCUUUGCGAUAGCAGGUUUUUUGCACCUCCAGAAGAGGUUUCAGAAAACAUUGAUAAAGUGGUAAAUAGUUUUGAGGAGUUUCAUCCUGAGGAUUUUGGUUUGCCUUCCUAUAGUCAUUAA
This is a messenger RNA of Enterobius vermicularis (human pinworm), 717 nucleotides long. NCBI's taxonomy places the organism in Eukaryota, Metazoa, Nematoda, Chromadorea, Rhabditida, Oxyuridae. The record is from the annotation of a GenBank genome assembly.